This is a messenger RNA of Camellia sinensis, 702 nucleotides long. NCBI's taxonomy places the organism in Eukaryota, Viridiplantae, Streptophyta, Magnoliopsida, Ericales, Theaceae. The record is from RefSeq and is a predicted model, not a curated record.
AUGGAUUUUGUUCUCGGUCUUCCGCGAACACAGCGUGGUGUGGAUUCUAUUUUUGUUAUUGUUGAUAGGUUUUCGAAGAUGACGCAUUUUAUUCCUUGCAGGAAAACACAUGAUGCCAACAAUAUUGCUCAACUAUUCUUUCGCAAGGUAGUUCGUCUCCAUGGUGUGCCAAAGUCUAUAGUUUCCAAUUGCAAUAGCAAGUUUCUGAGUUAUUUUUGGAAGUCUCUUUGGAAGCGGCUGGAUACAACUUUACAGUAUAGUACUACUUGUCAUCCCCAAACCGAUGGUCAAACACAGGCAGUGAAUCGUACAUUGGGAAAUAUUUUGCGGAAUUUGGUUCCUCGUCCCAAGCUUCCAGGAAUGAGUAUCAUUGCUGAUCAUAUGGUGGAAAAGGUGGCCAACAUUCAUGCAGAUGUUCGAAAGAAAUUGGAAGAAUCAGCUGCGAAGUAUAAAGUCGCCACAGAUGUACAUCGACGAGUGAAGACUUUUGAAGUUGGUGAUAUGAUAAUGAUCAAUGAUAAUGCUUAUGUGGUGGAUCUUCUAGAAGAUUUAGCCAUCUCCAAAACUUUCAAUGUCCAAGACUUAUUUGCGUAUCAUACGACUCCAGAUAUCCCAAUUCCUCUAGUUAACUCGAGGACGAGUUCUUUCAAAGAAGGAGAGACUGAUGCAGAACAGGUUCAAGUUCGAAGGAAAAUUAAUUAA